AUGUCAAUGUCAAAUGCCUAGUACCUACUAAUCCAAUCUCCACUCUCCAGUACUUCAUAACUUUUAAUGAAGUAGUGUGUUCUUUAAACGAAAAAAUAUUAUUUAAAAUGUAGCAGUUGUCAAAUAUACUAAAGAGACGAUGAGAUUUUGUCUCUCUUUCUGAUUAUUUAAGAUCGUAAACACUAGUUUAGCCCUAUAUUGUAGUGUUAAAGAGCAAGUUAACACUGGUAAUUAAUACAAAAUAGUACAUACAGUGCUCCACAAACAAACAAUAAUUGAUAAGCUGUAAAUAAAACAUUUAAGAGAUUCAGGAUGAAGCACCUAGCAGCUUGGUAUCAGAAAAAAAUCAGUUCCUAUGACAAGGAAGAAUGGGAGACAAUGGUGGAACAGCUCCUGAUGAGAGGAACAUACAGACGUCGGAUCAUAGACUUCACAUCCCAUCCAAGAUCAUAUCUGAUAGAUGUUGAUCUAGUCAGAGGAUCAUCCUUUCCUAAAGCAAAACCGACCUUAGGAGUGCGAAGGGUCGUAUGGUUUGCGUUGGUGCGACUCUUCUUCCUACCAGCUCUAUACCAAUGGUGGGCUCAACAAACAUCACCAACGUGUGCUAAAUUCCUGUUAGCACUGUGGCUGUUACAAGUAAUAAAUAUUACCAUAGAUUUCAUAGCCCCGGUGUCUUUGGACAUUGAUUCCUAUUCAUGGAUAGUGCCUCUUGGUCUUAUGAUAGUCCUAAGUAUAGUGCAUUCUCAAAUAGUCAGCACUACUGAAAUGGAACUCGCCAGAGUAAGACCUCGUUCAGCAUAUCGGAGGAAACUACCUAGGUAUAUAAGAAAAACCCGAUCUGACUGCGAUGGCGGUAGCGGCGGUGGAUCUGCUGAAAGUGGUGCAACUUCAAGCCACAGCAAAACUCCUCUCACGAAAUCAUCAAAAUUCAGGCGAAGGCUCUCGAGAUCUGAUUCAACUGAUACAGGGAUGCGGAAACGUAAAAAGGAAGUGACCAAAAAUAAUGACACUGUAUUACAUGCGUGCAAAGAAAAAAAUACUGCGAAAGCAAAAGUUAAAGAUUCAGACGACGAGGAUUAUAUGUCCUGGAAAAAACCAGAAGAAACAGCGCCAGUGGUGACGUUCACUCCACCAGCUGACGAGGGGAACACCAAACGUACGUUCCGAUACAAACCGAACAUAUUGACAAAGAAAUACUUAGAAUUCUUCAAUGUACGACAGAAUUUAAAUAGACCUAUCUUCGCUGACGGUGACGACGGUUUUGAGAGUCUCAACGGCUACAACUCCCACGGCAGCGACGGAGAAAUCAGGAACAGAGACACGGAUAGGAAGCCACGCGAGCAAAUAAAAGAAAAGCCGGCAGAGGAAAACGAUCCGAAAAUAAUAGCGUCGGAAGAAAAAGCAGAAAGCGCGAAAACAAGCAAAGAUGAAGAAGACAAAUUCGUGGACCAUGAAUCAGAUAGCGCCACAACGAAUCACGGCAAAAGGGUCGGCGUGAGAUUUAGGAAAUCUUGGGCCAAAAACUCCGUCCACGAAUCAACGGACGAAGAUUACAAUCUUAAAGCCAAACAAAAGAAACUAAAUAACUACCAGAGUUCGUCAUCGGACGGUGAGUGUUCGGCUUCAGCACCAUCUAUCGCUUUACCGUCACACCAUACUAUGUCAGACUGGGUUGGCCAAAUUACUAACAGUGAAGAGAGCAGUUACGGAUCCCAAUCCGAAGCCGGUCACUCGGAUGUGUUUCAUUACACAGCCGACAGCUCUUGGGAUCCGUUCGCUAUUUUGGAUCCUUCCAGCGACACUGUGAAAUGUACAAUGUGGGAGCGUGGUUGUACUCUGCGCGCUGAAUUGUCAGCUGUUGAUAUAAGUUGGUACGUGGUGGCUCGGGCGGAGCGCGCUAUGUCCGACGGCGGGGUCUGGCCGGGGCUGUUCAUGGCGAGCCUAGUGGCUGUAGUGUCACCCUUUAUGAGACUUGUACAGGUGGCUAUAGAGAAGGACACGCGCAGUGAAGAUGAGCUGCAGAACAUUUCUCUCAUCAGCUACAUUCCAUCUCUUGUGGUGAACUAUACCCAGGGCUCGAUGGUUUGCGUUUUCAACGGAGCUCUCGGAGACAGCUUUUGGGAGAUAUCAUCGAACGUACUAUCAUGUGUAUUACGUUUCGCUCUAAGCGCUCUAGUGUUCUUCCUCCUGGCGGUCGCUGAGCGCGCCUACAAACAGAGAUUCCUUUACGCAAAGCUUUUCUCACAUCUAACGUCGGCGAGGCGAGCCAGGAAAUCAGAAUUGCCGCAUUUUAGAUUAAAUACAGUCAGAAAUAUAAAGACGUGGCUGUCAACUAGAUCAUAUCUGCGGCGUCGUGGACCGCAGAGGUCGGUGGAUGUGAUAGUAUCGGCUGCUUUUAUGUUGACCCUCACAUUACUUGCUUGUGUCAGCGCACAACUAUUAAGGGACUCGGUUACUCUCGAGAGGGGCUGGUUGUUAGAAGCUAUGGUUUGGAGCUGUUGCCUCGGUAUAUAUCUCCUUCGUCUGCUCACCCUCGGCAGUAACGUGAACAGGAAGUACCGCGGAUGUCUCUCAGCGAUACUCACAGAACAGAUCAACUUACAUCUGGCGAUAGAACAGCGACCCGAGAGCAAAGAACAACUCACCGUAGCCAACAAUGUCCUUAAAUUGGCCGCAGAUUUGCUAAAGGAAUUGGAUUCGCCGUUUAAGAUAUCAGGGAUAUGUGCAAAUCAUUAUCUCUACACCAUAACUAAAGUCGUGAUACUCUCCGCGCUGUCUGGAGUCUUGUCUGAAAUGUUAGGAUUUAAGUUGAAAUUGCACAAAAUUAAAAUUAAAUAAAUUCUGUAGAUAACGAAUAUAAUGGAUUCUUGUGUAGUUCAAUGUUUUUAAUUAGUUUAGCUGAUAUUUAAUUUCGAUAUUGUCUAUGGGAUCUUUAAAUAUUAAUUAUCUGUAUUCCCUAAAUCCAAUGAAGUUGACAGAAAAAUCGACUUACAAACAAGAUCAGGUAAUAUAAUCUGAUAGGACUCCGACGAGGGUUGUUUAAGACAAUAGUCUAGAAAAUAAUUUUUAAUUAUAACUCAUUAAUGUUCACAUCGGAUGAAGCUUAAAAUAUAGAAACUAGAUAGAGAAAUUUUAUAGGAAAAAUCUUAAUAAUCUGAUAUAGAUCUCAUAUACUAAGCCUAGUAAUAUUUUAAGAGUAACAAAAUGGGGCAUUAAAAAAUAAAUUUACUUUCGCUAUAAUAAAAUCAACAAUUAAUAUCAAUUUAUGCUUGUUUAGAUAAAUAAUUUUUUAUAUAAAUAUAAAAUGAAUUUUUCUUCUUUUAUCACAUGCUACUUAAUAAUAAAAUAACUUAUUGCAUUAUGAAAUCUCUUGAACUAUCUUGCCAUUAGUAAACUAGUUUUGUAAUCAUUGCAUUUACCACUCAUUUUUAUACAUGGCAAUUCAUACAUUGACUACAUUCUACAACAUAAAAGUUUUGAUCUCACCAGUCAUAAAGUAGAUGAAUUUUUAUGAAAAUAUUGUUUAGUAUAAGAUCAUUACUUUAUGAUCUUAACAAUAGUAGAAUACGAAAAAAAAUUUUUUUUUUAAACCAUUUAGUUAAAGAAUAAGUUUGAAUAUAUUUUUUUAUUGUUCCUUUUUUAAUAAAAAUAUCACCGUAAGUGAUUGAAAGUGGAAACAGCUUAUGUAAAACCUUAGUUCCUUUAUUAAAAAAAAGUGCUAACUCAAAUUUAAAAAAAAAAACUUAUCUAUGUUUCCAAUGCAUAGAGAGCAUAUGGAAUAAUAAAAAAAAAACAAUUUUUAUACAUAAUUACUGUAUGUAUCGGUGCUUAUUCUGUUAUUUUUUAUUCGUUUAAGUCUAGGGUUGCCUGUAUUGUAUGUCUUAUCUCAUAGGUAGCAUCAAAUGCGACUUAAAUAAAUUUUAAAAAACA
This is a messenger RNA of Danaus plexippus (monarch butterfly), 3930 nucleotides long. RefSeq names its product protein phtf (gene phtf). The transcript has 15 exons. The record is from RefSeq and is a predicted model, not a curated record. Lineage: Eukaryota; Metazoa; Arthropoda; Insecta; Lepidoptera; Nymphalidae. Gene Ontology annotation, cellular component: endoplasmic reticulum. The coding region runs from base 313 to 2838 and encodes 841 amino acids.